GCCAAUGGGGCUCGCGCUGGCGGCAGUUUGAAGCCCCUCAGCGGCGCGCGCGGCCCGGCCCGGUUCAGUUUCUCUCGGGGCUGCCCCGGUGCCGCUGUCCCCGCCCGGAGCCAUGGACGUGACCGGGGGCUUCUUCGGCAAGCUGCGGGAGCUGGCUGUCACGGUGGAGAAGGAGGUGAAGCAGCUGGAGCGGGCCAUGCGCCGGGAGGACGCCGACUAUGAAGAUGAAUCUUCACUCACAGUCUUGCAUGACCUCCAUGGUGAAAUCAAGACUCAAAAGGAAGAUGUUAGUGCCAGUCUUGGUAAGAUUUGCUCUGAAAAAAAAGCAGUUCAUGAAUUUAUGAAGGCAAGUGAAAUCUUAAUGCAAAGAAAUGCAGCAGAUCUUGGAAAAAUAAGAGAGCUGUUCCAGAAUUAUGGCUACAAACCACAUGUCAAAGACUCUACAGAAGAUGAGAAUGAAGCUAACAGUGAAUCAGCAAUGUCUGCCCAGAAUAAAUCUGAUGAAGAAAAAGCAAAUGGUGCGCCUCACCUCUGUGCUUCUGCAGAGAAGGCGGCGUUGCCCAGAGACCCGCUGCGCAACCCGCAGCUCUCUGACUUUGGUCUCUCGCAGUACGCCUUCUCCCGGCCAUGGAGCGCGCUGAAAGCGCAGCACACCUCGAGUGCACGUCAGCUAAAGGCCAAGAGUGAGACUCCACUGAGAGUGCAGACACCGCAGGCUCUGCCCAAAACACCGAAAUGUAAGCUGAAAAUGGAUGACUAUGAGUGUGUGACACCAAAACUUGAGCACUUUGGCAUUAGUGAACAUACCAUGUGUAUGAAUGAAGAUUAUACCAUGUCACUUAUUCAGAAAACUUCUCAGGCUAUCAAAAAGUUUGUUAAAAGAGGAGAUGAUAAUGGAGGGAAUUUGCCAGAAAUGACCAUCAAGGAAAUCAUGGUUACUCCUGCAUCAAAAUCAAGUAAGAGAGCUGAGAAUGCAGCAGCAGCUGACUGGAUGGCUUCUCCUAUGGUAUUUGUGUUCUGUACUCCCGAUGUGAAGGACUCUUCCAAAACAAAUAAUACAGUAUUAUCAUGGUCACCAGAGACAAAGGAACUGCCUCUUCCCAGUCAUGUAGCAACACCACAGUGUCCAGAUUUUCAAACAAGAUGGCUAAAAGCAGAAGCUAAGCAGCAGGUAACACCAGGGGGGAAGCUUGAGUCAGUGACAAAGAAUGAUGCAAAAGAUACACCAUACAAAGAAGAAAGAAUUCCUUUUGCUGCAACAUCUGAUGAGUAUCUUAAAAAUACUGGGGACCCUUCCCCUCCCAAACUGGAACACUAUGACCAUUUACUCAAUACUCCUCCACCUCCAGAAAUAACAAAGAUACCAGAUAAUGUUCUAAAGAUGCUUUCCCAAUAUAAUCAUAAGGUAAACUCUUCUAAAUCCAAGGAAAUGGAGACCAAGGCAGGAAAUACUACAAGAUAUGAAAGUGGUUCCACUGAUUACAGCAACAAAGAGAACAGAGGAUAUCGUGGAGUUUUCAAGACAAACAUCUGAAAUGAAACUGAAGACCAUGUUGAAACUUUCACAUUUGUGGAUCUUAUCACCAAAUUAUAACAAGUUCAAAAAGCAAAAGGAAAUACUGGUGGGAAGAAAGAUACCAUACCAAGAAAAGGCUUUUUUAAUGGAGAACAAUUCUUUAUCCAUGAUGUGGAUUAACUUGUUUGAACUAACAGCUUGUGCUUAAUUCUCUAUUGACAUUAUUGGCAAAAUGUAUUGAGGGGUUUUAAAUAUAUUGCACUUCAAAGAGGAAUGAGAUCCAUGUACAAGGUGGUGCUUCAGUUGUUUGUUGUGUAGGAUUGCAUUUGCAGUAGGCUGUAGAGAGUGCAGUUAGAUGUGAUAAAAGGAAAGUCCAGUAUAUUGCUUUCAAAAGUGGAUCUCUCUGGCUGUUCCAGUGACUCUACAUCCUUUCAGGACUGAGGCUGAAGUCUGGUGCUUCAACAGUAUUUGGUAUCUUCAACAGAAACAAGUAAAUUUUUUUUUGUGUUGGAAGAGUAACUCCUGCUUUACUGUUUAAAGCAGUUCUGUGCUUUUGGUCCUUUCUGCAGUGCUAAGAUGUAUCUGACACAUCCCUGCAUCAGACUGACUGUUACCUCUCUGGCAGACCGGCAUUUCCCAUGCAGCUUCUUCCUUUAUACAUCAACAUAGUAUCAGGUGCUAUGCAUCUGGUUUCUUUGUAGCUCUAGAAGGUGACUCCUGCUCUACUGUGAAUCGUUUGGAAAUGUGCAAUUGUUACUGGUUAUGUGUAUCUUCAGCUGCUUGGAAGAAUUUGUUGGCCGGCCUGUAGGUUAUGGCUUCCUCUCCUGCUGCUGCCAUGUGUAUUCUCUUCAGUGCUGGUGUCACUUCUAAAUAUGCACAUCUAACCCUGUAGUAGCUGACCAAGCUGAAGUUCUCAGAGCUGUUUGGCACUCUUUUGGUAGUCAUAGUAAUUAGGACUUUUUUCUACCAGUACUUUUAUUGUUUUCCACCAGAAAACCUAGCUCCAUAUCCUUGUUUGGAGCCAAAAUGGUGUUUCCAGUGUCAGCUGUUCCUCUAAGUGACUCCAGGACUUCUUACUAUUUGUCUUCCAUUUGAUGACUGAAAUUCUGUCAUUUAUGUGAGGGCAAACAUGCAACACAUGAGAAGGGAGAGACUGUCACAGGAGAUGGGGAUAAGUGGAUGUUUUUCUGAACUCAGCUCCACAUUUUUUUAAGUCUUCAGGAAAUGCAAACAUCUAGAGAAGCCCAUAAGUAUUUCUUCAUUUGCUUAGACUUGUCCUGAUUAAAACUUAACAAGUAAAGGUGCCUUUUUCCAAUUACAGUCAUUUUCCAGGAUAAGCGUACAUCAAAUUGGAGAAGGUGAUUUUCUACUAGUUCUGACCUGAGCACGCUGUCAUUGAAAAGGCUAGUUUCUGUUUAAAAUUAUGUAUAUAUUAAUGUGUCAGUCUGUGAGCUUAAUUAACACUUUUGGAUACUAAAUAAAUCUAUCUCAAAUGC
Molecule: messenger RNA, 3012 nt
Organism: Camarhynchus parvulus
Lineage: Eukaryota; Metazoa; Chordata; Aves; Passeriformes; Thraupidae
Gene: SKA3
Product: spindle and kinetochore associated complex subunit 3
Exons: 9
Coding region: 113-1534 (473 amino acids)
Biological process (GO): chromosome segregation; mitotic cell cycle
Cellular component (GO): spindle microtubule; outer kinetochore
Source: RefSeq, a predicted model, not a curated record